Ipomoea nil (Japanese morning glory) is the source of this 2657-nucleotide messenger RNA. RefSeq names its product calcium-dependent protein kinase 1-like. Gene Ontology annotation, cellular component: cytoplasm; nucleus. Gene Ontology annotation, biological process: peptidyl-serine phosphorylation; intracellular signal transduction; protein autophosphorylation. The record is from RefSeq and is a predicted model, not a curated record. Lineage: Eukaryota; Viridiplantae; Streptophyta; Magnoliopsida; Solanales; Convolvulaceae. Gene Ontology annotation, molecular function: calcium ion binding; calmodulin binding; calcium-dependent protein serine/threonine kinase activity. Bases 655 to 2436 code for a protein of 593 amino acids. The transcript is spliced from 7 exons.
UACGCACACACUAAGUAGGCAAGCAAAUUGGAGUAAAUAUGGGGGUGUAAUGUAAACUAGAGCUUUCAUUGCAUUUACUGAAACCCCCCGCCAUUAAAGAGGGUUGGACCAAGUCUCAUCUUUGCUCAGCUCUAGUUGUCAUCAAGAUUUCAACUUUUUUGCUGUUUGUAUUUUAUUGAAUUGAGACCUCUAUGACCCUCCAUUUGGAAGCACCGAAAUUUGGGCUCAAGACUUUUUUUUUUGGGGGUGCCUCUAUCUAUCUGUCUGUAUGAUCAUCAGGAGGGAGGUUGCCUUUUUCUUUCUUUUCUGCACUUCACAGAUUCAUCCCUUCUUAUAUAUAUGUUGAUUAUUUUCAAUUCUUGUGCUUUUAUUGAGAAUUCUAUUGUUGUACAUAUUCACUUUGGUGCUAAAUCCCAUUGAUAGGAAUCAUAGGGUACUGUUUUGGUUGUUGAGUUUUGAUUUGAAUCUUUCUUGAUUGCUAGAGGAAGUUUGUGUUUUGAUUUUGUGUAUAUUGGGUUGAUUUUUGUAAGAGUUGACAACUUUUGGUUUAGCAAUAAGUAUGGGAGGAGCUUUGUGAAGAUUAGGGAAUUGAAUAGUCCUCUCUCUUAUAAGGGUUUUUGGAAGUUGUGGGACUUUUUAGGAGUGUUGGACUAGAUGGGGAAUACAUGUGUGGGACCAAGCAUUUCCAAGAAUGGAUUUUUUCAAUCGGUUUCGGCUGCAAUGUGGCCAUCUCGAUCUCAGGCUUCCUCUGGUAAUGAUGACAGUGUGAGAAGCGAAGCACGAGGAGGAGGUUCUGGUAGAGAACCCGAGUCGCCUAUGGUGGUUCAAAGUAAGCCACCAGAACAUAUGACAAUGCCCAAGCCACCAGAACCCGUGGCCAUGCCCAAGCCACCGGAACAUGUGACAAUAAUGCCCAAAACGGACACGGGUGAAAAACAGGCGAGUAAGGCUGAGAAGCGUGCAUACAUAAAGAGGGUGCCUAGUGCAGGGCUGAGGACUAACGUGUUACAAAAGAGAACUGGCAACUUGAAGGAGUUUUUCAGUAUAGGUAAGAAAUUAGGGCAGGGGCAGUUUGGAGUUACGUUUCUUUGUGUGGAGAAAGAAACGGGAAAGCAAUACGCGUGUAAAUCCAUUGCCAAGAGGAAGCUGUUGACAGAUGACGAUGUGGAGGAUGUUAGAAGAGAAAUUCAGAUUAUGCACCACUUGGCAGGACACCCGAAUGUUAUAUCGAUAAAAGGGGCUUAUGAGGAUGCUGUGGCAGUUCAUGUUGUAAUGGAAUAUUGUGCCGGAGGGGAACUUUUCGAUAGGAUUACACAACGGGGACAUUAUACAGAACGGCAGGCAGCUGAGCUUACUAGGACGAUUGUUGGAGUUGUGGAAACCUGUCAUUCAUUGGGGGUGAUGCACCGUGAUCUGAAGCCCGAGAAUUUUCUUUUUGUGGAUAAGCAGGAAGAUUCGCUUCUCAAAACAAUCGACUUUGGAUUGUCAAUAUUCUUCAAACCAGGUGAAAAAGUGAGUGAUGUGGUUGGCAGUCCUUACUAUGUUGCACCCGAAGUUCUACGAAAGCGUUAUGGUCCCGAGGCUGAUGUUUGGAGUGCCGGUGUGAUAGUUUACAUUUUAUUAAGCGGAGUCCCUCCUUUCUGGGCUGAAAAUGAGCAGGGAAUAUUUGAAGAAGUCUUGCACGGUGAGCUUGACUUCACAUCACAGCCAUGGCCUAGUAUAUCAGAGGGUGCUAAAGACUUGGUUAGGAGAAUGCUCAUACGGGACCCGAGAAAGCGUUUGACCGCCCAUGAAGUGCUAUGCCAUCCUUGGGUUCAAGUUGGCGGUGUUGCCCCUGACAAACCUUUGGACUCUGCAGUCUUGAGCCGAAUGAAGCAAUUCACUGCGACGAACAAGCUGAAGAAAAUGGCUUUGAGAAUCAUUGCAGAGAGCCUAUCUGAAGAAGAAAUCGCUGGGUUGAAAGAGAUGUUUAAGAUGAUAGACGCGGACAACAGUGGGCAAAUCACUUUCGAGGAGCUUAAAGCUGGAUUAAAAAGAGUUGGUGCCAAUCUCAAGGAGUCAGAGAUCUACGAUCUAAUGCAAGCUGCCGAUGUAGAUAACAGUGGAACAAUUGAUUACGGAGAGUUCAUAGCCGCAACAUUACAUUUUAACAAAAUCGAGCGAGAGGAUCAUCUGUUUGCUGCUUUCUCCUAUUUCGAUAAGGAUGGAAGUGGGUAUAUCACAGCAGACGAGCUUCAACAAGCUUGUGAAGAAUUUGGCAUCGAGGAUGCCCGCCUAGAAGAAAUGAUCAGGGAAGCCGAUCAAGAUAAUGACGGAUGCAUAGAUUACAACGAGUUCGUGGCCAUGAUGCAGAAAGGAAAUCCGGUGAUUGGCGGUGGAAAGAUAGGUCCAGAGCGGAGUUUCAGCAUCAGAUUUAAAGAGGCAAUAAGAGUUUAGGCUUUCAGGUUUUCCUUUUUAUUUGGUUCUCUAUAAUUUCUAAAUCUUUUUUUUUUUCUGUAUCCUCAAAUCUGCUGUAUAUUAGUGUUUUGCAUUAAGGCAUAGUUCUCUGGCAAACAAUGGCCAGUGUUUGCUGUUGUUUUCCCAAUUUCAAGAUUGUAUCUUCUUGUAUUGCCUCUUUAUAGAGCCAGCUAUAAUCCACCUGACUUUUAAGAUACAAA